This is a messenger RNA of Lasiosphaeria miniovina, 237 nucleotides long. RefSeq lists its product as uncharacterized. Lineage: Eukaryota; Fungi; Ascomycota; Sordariomycetes; Sordariales; Lasiosphaeriaceae. The annotation marks the transcript as partial. The record is from RefSeq and is a predicted model, not a curated record. The transcript has a single exon.
GUGACUAUACGGGUAGUAGAGGCUGCGGUUGGAAAUUACGGGAAUGGCAAGGAAGUGAUGGCACUGCUUCUCGACCGGCGAGGAGACCAGAUCACCAUCACCAAGGAGGUGGUGAAGGCUGCGGCUGGAAAUUACGGGAACAGCAAGGAAGUAAUGGCACUGCUUCUCGACCGGCGGGGAGACCAGGUAACUAUCACCGAGGAUGUGGUGGAGGCUGCGGCCGGAAAUGAAGGGAAU